Molecule: messenger RNA, 3404 nt
Organism: Seminavis robusta
Lineage: Eukaryota; Bacillariophyta; Bacillariophyceae; Naviculales; Naviculaceae
Source: the annotation of a GenBank genome assembly
AAACGGCAAAAGUUUGCGGAUUUUAUCUUCCGGUUGGAGUGGCAGUCAAAGCUUGACCAUGAACAACUCUUCUUGCCAUCAUCAGAUCGUUGCUACUGCUGCCACCAUGAUAUCAUCACCUCCUCCACCACCACCAUCAACUAAACCUGAAUCAUCUAUAAUUCUCACACAACAAGGAGGUCGAAGAAGAAGAAGGAGAAUACGACAACGUGCCGGCAGAAUGACGAGAAAGCAACGAUUUUGGGUGUCGUCAUUCUUGGGUGUCAUCUUGAUGGUCGCAAGAGGUCAAAACCCGGAAGUCAACAUACGAACCAUUGAAUGCGCCAACAGCAUGCCACCACUUGUAGGCUACGAUCGAAUAGAAGAUGUCGUCAAUGACCAAUUCGAAGAAUAUCAACGAAUCGAACAGGGCAUGGCGCCACGACCUCCCUACGUCUUUCGACUGUGUCCCAAUACCGAGUUCACCAUGGGACAGUCACCGCUGACCGUGCUGCUCAGUGACUCCCUCUUUGCCUGUGGUCCCAACAUUGCCUCCUCGGACAGCUGCGUCUUCAAAGGAGGUUUUGAACAAAUCAUAUUUGAACCCUUGGCCAUUAUGGGAUACGAAGUGGAACGCACCAACUUUGUCGGUAUUACCUUUGAUGGCUUCACUGGAUCCUCCAUUAAUGGAUAUGGAACAUCUGCCACCACGGCGACCUUUACGGACUGUGUAUGGCAAAACUUUAAUGCCAAUAACAUUCUAGAUUUGGGCGUGGAAGCUGGUAUGACCACACCGGGAGCACAGAUGCGAGUCGAAAUCGAAAACUCGGCGAUUGAGAAUGGAAUGGGGGGAACGUACUUUUCCAAUGAUGGAGGAAGACUCGUAUUUGAUAAUGUUCGAUUUGACAACAUACAAGCUAUCAGUGCUGUUGCAUCAUCCAAUGGAGCGGUUACCAUGCUAGAUAGGGUCAUUGUCAACAAUGCUGACGUGGAUACGGUUGGCUUUGCCAGUGGCGGGGCCAGUCAGAUCAUUGUCAAUACCACUGUUACUGGAUUGAUCGGUGCCAACGACAUCUUCGCAACACAAGGAGAAGGAUCCACCAUCAACAUGAUCAACACUUAUAUGGUUGAGAAUAAGCUAGAAGGAGCAUCCGCAUUUACGGGGGUCCGUCUUUUGAUGGGUGCUACUGGGACUGUCACAAGAUCCACCUUUGCUGGGAACACGGGGGUAUCGUUUGGCUUUCUCUCCAGGGGAGGCUCCAUGCUCGAUAUGGUAGAUGUAGAGCUCCGAGGCAAUUCGGGGAUUGCAGGGGCGUUGACUGCUGCAACGUAUGCGGAUGAUUCCGCAACCUUACGGCACAUGCACACCAGGUUCAUUGACAACACAGUCUUUACGGCGCAAGUGUUUGGUCUUGCUGGGGCAACCGUCGAGAUGAACAUGAUGUGCAUCGAGUCGGGACAAGGAGAUACGGUUCUUUUCAUGAGCGACGACUCAACCUACACCGAUGUUUCAAACUAUGUCAAUCCGGACGUUCAGUCCACAUCAUGCCAGGAUUCUCGUGAUGGGCGCCUCGUACAAGAGAACGAUGGCGCUGGCUGUUUCGAUGCGUCCGAUUCAGCUCCCUGCAGCAUUGGAUGCGCGAGGUUUGCAACGGCAACCGAGUGUUCCGCUACCAUGGCCCCAACGUUGAGUCCUUCCGCAUACCCCACCACCUCACAAGCUCCGACGACGUCCCCUGCUCCAACAAUUGCUGGCCCACAACCACCAUUGCCUCCCGACGGUGGAAAUGGGAAUGGCGGUUCUAAUGGUGGAAACAAUGGAUCAGGCAACGGCGGCGACAAUGGUCUCGGAAAUGGCGAUGGGAAUGGUCUCGGAAAUGGAGCCGGGAAUGGUGACGGGAAUCCAGCAACUGCAGGUUUCCCUCCAGCAUUUGCCCCUGCGUUGAACAAUCCUGCCAUUUCCCCGUUCUUUACGAACCCAGCGUUCAGGCCUUCAUUCACCAGUCCAGCAUUCGCACCAGCAUUCUUCCCUUCGUUCAUAACCCCGACAUGCGACCCAGCGCUACUCAAUCCAGCAAACAACCCAGCCUUCAACAACCCAGCCUUCAACCCUGCUUUCAAUCCAGCCUAUAACCCCGCCUUCAACCCUGCUUUCAACCCUGCAUACAGGCCAUCUAUUUACGGUGACGGUGGCAAGGGAGGGAAGAAGGGGAAGAAGGGCACGAAGAGUAAAAGUAAAAGCAAAGGCAAGGGUGGAAAAGGACACAAAUCAGCGUAUUCUGAUCAAGGCUAUCAAAAUCAUCAGCAGUUCUACCCCAGGCAGGACUAUCACAACCCAGAAGACCAACAUCAGUAUCCAAACCCCAGGCCAGAUCCAAAUCAACAGCAAAACGGUUGGCACGACCCCAUGCAACAGCAACAACAAUCGGGUGGCUGGCAUCAUAACCACCACCAUCCCGUGCCACAGAACAAUGGCUGGCAAGAUCCGAACCAGCAAUCCAAUGGCUGGCAACACCCAAUGCAGCAGCAACAACAGUCAAACGGAUGGCAGGGGCAGGGACAUGAUCCACACAGCCCCGUUGAUCCCCACGAACAUGGGGAGACACUGUAUCUCCAGUCUUCCAACCAGGCGCGUGUUGAGUGGGGGACUGAUCACGGAUGGAACCAACACACUGCCUAUGAUGAAACUUUUCAGGUCGUUCGUCCUCAGACUCCUGCUACCAGCAAUAGGCAGGGCUACCAUCCUCGAAACUUGAAAGGCAACAGACGUUUCCGUCAUUUGCGUGAGCGAAAAGGCAUUCGGCAAGAGCUUAAAAAGCGCAUGCCGAGGAGGUUGCAACGCACUGAAGAGCUUCAAGCAGACACGAAGGAAGCACGUGCAGGCAUGGAGGACGACGACAACAACGAAGUCGACAAGGAGGGUUCCGUGGAGGACGACGACGACGGAACGGAUGACACUUCUGAGAUCGAAAACAGCGAGGACGAUUCGGAUGUGCGCAAAAGCGCCAGCGAAAGUGCGGAUGUUGACCACGGUUCGGCCGAGGCAGGAUACCUUAAAGGCGCAACAGCUGAAGACGAAGGGAAUGGCAUUGGCGAUGGUGUAGACGUGGGGUUUGAAAAAGGCAAACGAGAGGAAGCGACGCCAGAAGGCAAAUUGCGUGCUGAAGAAUUUGUACUGGAAGAAAGCGGGCUUGUAGCGAACGACAAAGAAGAAGCGGCAAAGCUCGAGGAAGCUAUCGAAACCGCGCAGGACUGAUCUCCCCUGCACUUCAGAGAAAUGUGUUUUGAGCGGCCCAGUUUUUGCCAAAGCGUUUGUCCCGUUUUUGGCUUUGAAACUUCCGUUUUCUUUGAGUUGCAGAAAUCAGGACCUCCACCCUUUGAAUAUACUGUAACACUAAAAAAGUACUAUUGCUUACAUACGAGUG